AUGUUGUAUGUGAAACUACUUGAAAAGUAUCUAAAUAAUGUCAACAGGCAUCUUCUCACCUGUACUAGGUCGUUUUCUAAGCCCAGACAUAGGAAGAAGCUCUCAAUAUAUCCAAACAAAUCGGACAUACGAGGAGAUGUACGUAAAGCACCUGCAAAACUCUUAAAGGGGAACCUGUUUACCCCUGAAUCUGCAGGGUCCAGGGAACUAUCCAUGUUAUGUUACUGGAUUGUGAACUAUGGCUACGCAGACUCAAGUAUACUAACAAGAUAUGUAGAAUGUGCAAUCAACUCUGUUGAUAAACUUAAUAUAAAGAAUUUGGCUCUUAUACUCCACUCUGUGUCGAAGUAUGUCUAUACGUAUCCUACGAUACAGAUGAAUAUACGGAAUAAACCGUCCAUAGACAAUGUAUCUGAGCAUAAGGGUGGGAAUCUUGUCAACCAUGAUAGUGGAAGUAUAGAGAAAUUUGUUGAUGCAUCUGGAUCCGAUAUGGAUACGGUAAUACAAGGUAUCCAUUCCGACGCAGAUAUGAAUAAAUAUUCAAAAAAGGCCACAAAAACGUCAGAUGAAUUGAGCGACUAUAAUCGUUUGAUACUAAAAAGCAUGGAAUUUAUAGAAAAAAUGUGUAGAUCUCUACCCCGUUUGCUACCAAGAGGAUCCCCAAAGGAUUUGGGUAUGAUCGCGUUGUCUGUAAGCAAUUUGUAUGAUGUUUAUUUGAGAGAUGUCGAUGAUUCUAUAAAAGUUAUUAAGAGUGAUGGUACCUCAGAAUCCUUAACAGAUGAUAAAAAUAUAAAAUAUGCUUCCGCAAAUCUUGAAGGAAAGGGCAAUCACGCCAAAGAUGAGCCACCCUAUGCCAAACAAUUAUGGAAAAUUGUUAAAAACAUUCUAAGAGGCUUAAGCGAAGAGAUACUUCCUAAACUUUCCUUUUGCGAAGUGGAAGAAUUGGCUGCACUGGCAAAAGCAUUCACAAAAUACCCAGAACUAGAUUUUUGCUCAUACUUCAUGAAGGAACUUGCACUGGAAACUUCCACUGUAUUGCUCGAAAAAUGUGAACAGAUGAACGACCUUCUACGGAAUGUAUAUAUAGGGGACGAUUUAGUGAAAAAUCUCCACAAACUACCAAGGGAACUCACAACUAUCGUUUGUUCUAUGAAGAAGCUCAAUAUCAAGGAAAAAAUAUUUUAUGAACGUGCAUUGAAUACGGUAAAUUUUCUAAUUAUGCUGAAGAAGAUGGAUAAAACAAUUACAGGUAGUAAGCCACGAUAUGGUAAUACGGAUGGAUACUCAAUAACUGAUGGCAUGGAUAAGUAUCUACCUAACUCAUCUGAGCAUUUUGGAUAUAGAGAAUCAAUAGAGUCCCUAAGAAACACGCUAGAUGCAAAAACACUUGCAUUGCUUUCAACUGCUUUAGUGAGCUAUGGUAGUGUUACAAGUAUACUAGAACAUAUCUGUGAAACAGCCAAUGAUUCUGACUUACAACCUCUUGCAACAUCAUUUGCAAUUGCUGCUAAUUCUCUAGAAAUCGACCUUGCGAAAGAGCUUUUGAGCAAAAUUGAUGCAUCAGAUAUAUCUCAAAUAAACCCGGAAGCACUGCCAAAAUUUAUACGGGGGCUGCAUAAAAUUCCAUCGUUGGAUGAUAAUUACAUAGAAAAUAUUAAGAAGUUAAUUGUAGAAGGCUGCAAUACAGAUGUUAUGACAUCUGUAUAUAUUCACAGUGAUAAAUUUAGAAUGGGAAAAACUGAAAUCGUACAACUGGCUACAAAAAUAUCUAGCGAAGUGGAAAAUAUGUCCUUGUACACAGUGAUUCAUCUUUUUUAUAAGAUUACAAACGUACUAUCCGAUUCAGAUUCUUAUGAGGAUAAUCUUCUUUUUAAAAUAAAUUCUGAUACAACAAAUCUCUCACAAAAUGAAGUUAAUGGUGACCUACGAUAUAUUUAUACAUCGUCGGUGCUCAUUCUUAAAGGUCCCGUACUAAGCACUCUCAACAAAAGGUAUAUGGAAGUUCCUGUCGAGCACAUGAUUCCAGUAUUAAAAUACACAAUUGGGUAUCAUGGGGAUGCUUAUACUCUUAUUUUAAACUUAUGUAAAAGGCUGUCAAAAGAGGUGCACUUAUUUCCGAGCACGGACAUUUUGGAUAUCUACCAUGAACUAAAGAAUAAGGGGUUCAAUUCCAAAAGGGCGUUCAAAGGUAUUGCCAAAAAUUUUCGAUUAGAAUGCAAAGAUUCUACCGCAAACAAAUAUCGAUCUCUCGACAAAGACCAAAAUGAUAACUUGGAAGUUACGAAUGUCAAGGCACCUUCAGAUAUAUCCAUUGAUGCCGUAGUUGAAAACCCUACCGAAGUUCAUUCUAUCUCUAAACAUGCUGUUCCUAUUAGUUCAACUCUACACUCUGGAAAUGAUUCAGAUGUUAAAAUAAUCGCAGAUGCUAUGAAAAACGUGAAAGAUGUAAAACCGCUUAAUCUUGAAUAUUUUAGAAUCGAUGAAAGUGAAUAUGAACCCACAGGAAUGCAAUUCGAAUUCAGAACUUUUCAUGAGGAUUCUGCAGAACAAGACGAACCAAAGAAAAAGGCUCUGUGGCCAAAGGGUGUAAACUCAGAAGAUUUGCAGUUAGAAUGGAAAUCUCAUAGAUUGGUAAAGUGA
Theileria equi strain WA is the source of this 2640-nucleotide messenger RNA. RefSeq lists its product as hypothetical. The record is from RefSeq and is a predicted model, not a curated record. The coding region runs from base 1 to 2640 and encodes 879 amino acids. The transcript has a single exon. NCBI's taxonomy places the organism in Eukaryota, Apicomplexa, Aconoidasida, Piroplasmida, Theileriidae.